This is a messenger RNA of Vicia villosa (hairy vetch), 1297 nucleotides long. Its product is annotated as expansin-A4. Gene Ontology annotation, biological process: plant-type cell wall organization. Gene Ontology annotation, cellular component: extracellular region. The record is from RefSeq and is a predicted model, not a curated record. Bases 76 to 876 code for a protein of 266 amino acids. The transcript is spliced from 3 exons. Lineage: Eukaryota; Viridiplantae; Streptophyta; Magnoliopsida; Fabales; Fabaceae.
GACCCUCCCUCUCCCACUCCCCAAUCAACUCUCACCUCUCAAUAAAUCUUAGGUUACUCUGUUUCUUACUUUACCAUGGUGGCCAAAAACCUAGAAACAACCAUGGUGGCCAAAAUCCUCUACAUUGCCUUCAUCAUCUACACAAUGUCGGUCAUUGAAGCUAGAAUUCCAGGAAUUUACUCUGGUGGUGAAUGGCAAACUGCUCACGCAACUUUCUACGGCGGAUCUGAUGCUUCCGGCACAAUGGGAGGAGCAUGUGGUUAUGGAAAUUUGUACAGUCAGGGCUAUGGUGUAAACACGGCGGCAUUGAGCACUGCUUUGUUCAACAGUGGUCUAAGCUGUGGUGCGUGUUUUGAGAUAAAGUGUGCUAACGACAGAGAAUGGUGCCAUUCAGGAAGUCCUUCCAUUUUAAUCACUGCAACUAACUUUUGUCCUCCCAAUUUCGCUCUUCCAAAUGAUAAUGGCGGUUGGUGUAACCCUCCUCGUCCUCAUUUUGAUCUCGCCAUGCCUAUGUUUCUUAAGAUUGCCGAGUAUCGCGCCGGUAUCGUCCCCGUUGCUUAUCGCAGGGUGCCAUGUAGAAAGCGCGGGGGAAUAAGAUUCACCGUGAAUGGGUUCCGUUACUUUAACCUGGUGCUUAUUAGCAACGUGGCGGGUGCUGGUGAUAUCGUGCGCGCGUACGUGAAAGGAACCCGAACCGGGUGGAUGCCACUGAGCCGAAACUGGGGGCAGAACUGGCAAUCUAACGCGGUUUUGGUGGGCCAGGCUCUGUCUUUCCGUGUCUCAAGCAGUGACCGUAGAUCUUCAACUUCAUGGAAUAUUGCUCCUCCUAACUGGCAAUUUGGUCAAACUUUCACUGGAAAAAAUUUUAGAGUCUAAUGAUGACAUUGAGAAAAUUUGGUCAAACUAAGUUUUUUUUUACUAUUUCUAGUUUUUUUUUUUUUUUUUUUUUUACUUAUGCAUGGUGAGAAUGAGAUGAAGAUAGAGAGAGAGAAUGACAAUUUAAUUGUGACUAGGUGUUGAUUUGUCUUUCUUGUUAUUGGUAGGGUUUGAUAUGAUAAUUAUAUUAAUAUAAUGAAGGUGCAAGAGUAAGAUUGUACUUUGAAUUUGUAUGCUACUACUAGAGAGGUUAUUAACUGGAAGUGAAAAGGGAAAGCGAAAGCUAAAAGGGUGAAAGGAAGUGUAGGAAAUGCUGAAGUGGUUAAUAAAAAUAGUGACCCGCAGCUAAUUUGUAUUUUUAUAGAAUGGUGAUGAUGGUGUAAUAUACUACUAAUAUAUUAAUUACCAUUUGCUUAUAACU